ACAAACUCUCAAUUUUACUCAUCCUCACUUAGCAUCACUUUCUCAUUUGACUACCCAAGAUCAAUAAUACUCAAAAUGGGCUACGGCACUCUUGAAAACGGUCACUGGCUCAUGGUCGGCAUGAGUAUCUUCAGCAAAGACCGCACCGUUGAGCUCCGCAUGCAAGACGACGGCAAGCUCGCCAUCUACUACAACGACCACUGUGCUUGGCAGAGCACCGCCCAACAGGUCAACAACGCAAAGGGUGCCGUCAUGCAAGGUGAUGGUAAUUUCUGUAUCUAUGACAAGAAUGGAAAGGCCACCUGGCAUACCAACACGGCUGCCCCAAGCGGUGAUAGCCACACAUUUGUUUCUGUCCAGGAUGAUGGAAACCUUGUUCUGUACAAGAACAAUGGCGCUACUCCAAUCUGGUCAUCCAAGAGCAACAAGUAAGUUGGAUGGGAGGGCUGGCAUGAUACACACGUUAUUAGUGGGAAUAGUUGUAGAGCAGGAGACGUAGUCAAGUUCAACUACCCGAUGGCAUCCCUAUAGCACGUGUGGCCAUUAAUGCAAGUACGUGGAGAAAUUGCUCAUUACUGCACCAAGUGCCAAUUUGUUCGUCUACAUCGUUCACGUCUUAGUGCUUGCCUCCAUCGAAGCUCUGUUUUUUAUUGAAUGUGAUAUUUUUACUCCAUUGCC
Molecule: messenger RNA, 678 nt
Organism: Fusarium graminearum PH-1
Lineage: Eukaryota; Fungi; Ascomycota; Sordariomycetes; Hypocreales; Nectriaceae
Exons: 2
Coding region: 76-432 (118 amino acids)
Source: RefSeq, a predicted model, not a curated record